UACGUACCUACAACAACAAGAAACUCCUUUCGGUUCUUUUAAUAUUUUUUAUAACAUGUUUUGUGUUGUAUUCAACCUUCUUCAUUAGAGUUAAGAACUUUCUCUCUCCUACAUUUCUAUGUUCUUUUAGACGUGGACGCUUCCUCCAUCACAUAACAAACAGAAAAUUAUUCAUCAGUGGCUUAAAGAUUAUUCAGAAGUGAGAAGAUAUAUGAUAAGGGUCAAUUUUGGAAGCUUCAAAUUGUUAAAUUGAUGGAAGAGUUAUCAAAUUAUGUUUCAAUGAUUCAUGGAAUGUAGAAUUUAUCCAUUAUGAUGAAAAUGGGAAUCUUAAACAUGGAAAAGAAAUGGUUAUAUCCUCUAAUUGCUACUUCUGCUUUUUGUAUGCUUUUUCUAGCAACAUCCUUUAACUUUGGACUUGUUUCAUCAAUUCAUUCAAUCAAUUCACUUUUCUUUUUUCUACCAUCACAUUCAAAUAGAAACCAAACAUCUUCACUUGCUUUUGUUGAAAAAAAGAUUUCUCCUUCUUCGGCUCCCGCUAAGCCUUCGACUCCGCGUUUCGCUUAUUUAAUUUCGGGUUCAAAAGGCGACUUGGAAAAGCUUUGGAGAACUCUUCAUGCACUUUAUCAUCCAUUAAAUCAUUAUGUUGUUCAUUUAGACCUCGAGGCGCCCUUGGAGGAAAGGCUAGAACUUGCUUCUAGAAUCGAAAAACAGCAUAUCUUCAACGAGGUUGGGAAUGUGUUUGUAAUCUCAAAGGCUAAUAUGGUUACUUACCGUGGACCGACGAUGGUUGCUAAUACUCUUCAUGCUUGUGCUAUUUUGCUCAAGAGAAGUAAAGAUUGGGAUUGGUUUAUUAAUCUUAGUGCUUCUGAUUAUCCUCUUGUCACUCAAGAUGAUCUACUAUAUUCUUUCUCAAGUUUGGAUAGAAGCCUUAACUUCAUCGAGCAUACAAGUCGGUUAGGAUGGAAGCUGGAUAAACGAGCGAUGCCAAUAAUAGUAGAUCCGGGGCUUUACCAGUCAACAAAGCAGGAUGUAUUUUGGGUCAAUCCUAAGAGAGCUUUGCCAACUGCAUUUAAACUAUUCACUGGUUCAGCAUGGAUGGUUUUAUCCCGCGACUUUGUGGAAUUCGUUGUAUGGGGUUGGGAUAAUCUACCAAGAACCCUUCUCAUGUACUAUGCAAAUUUUCUCUCUUCCCCCGAAGGCUACUUUCAAACCGUAGCGUGCAAUGUGCCCGAAUUAUCAAAAACCGUUGUCAACACCGACUUACAUUAUAUAUCAUGGGACGUUCCUCCUAAACAACACCCUCACAUCCUAAACAUAAACGACACAGACAAAAUGAUCGCGAGCGGUGCUGCCUUUGCUAGAAAAUUCAAACAAGACGAUCCAGCCAUGGAUUUGAUCGAUAAAAAAUUACUCAAAAAGCGACAUGGACUAUUCACUUUAGGUGGUUGGUGCUCUGGUAAACCGAAAUGUACCGAGGUUGGAAACAUGUAUAAACUCAAACCUGGUCCGGGGGCUCAAAGACUUCAAAAACUUAUAGCUGGAUUAACAUUGAAGGCUAAAUCGGGUCAGGAUCAGUGUAAAUAGAUCCUGUGGGAAAUUUUCAUGGUUGGAGAUUGGAUGAAAGCCAAAGUGUUUGGAAUGAGGUUGAAGUGCAAUUGCAUUUCAUUCAUAAUAUAAGCUUGAUGGUCAUGUAAAUCCAAGGCAUUGAUUUAGUUGCCUCUACAUAAAAGGGCCUAAUAUGCAUGACUCAUGAGGAUCAUCUUUUAUUUUUAUAGGUCCUUUUACAUAGAGGUUACAUGAUUUUUUGGAAGCAUCAUGGUCAAUGAUGAAUUUUAUAAUUUUUUUUCCAUCAUUAUUUUUACUUUAUACAUCAUGUUUCAUGAAUCAUGAUCUUUUUGCUUUCCUAUAGACAAGUGAAUUUUGAAGCAUUA
Molecule: messenger RNA, 1931 nt
Organism: Medicago truncatula (barrel medic)
Lineage: Eukaryota; Viridiplantae; Streptophyta; Magnoliopsida; Fabales; Fabaceae
Product: beta-glucuronosyltransferase GlcAT14A
Exons: 5
Coding region: 310-1584 (424 amino acids)
Cellular component (GO): membrane
Molecular function (GO): glucuronosyltransferase activity
Source: RefSeq, a predicted model, not a curated record